Molecule: messenger RNA, 2251 nt
Organism: Branchiostoma floridae (Florida lancelet)
Lineage: Eukaryota; Metazoa; Chordata; Leptocardii; Amphioxiformes; Branchiostomatidae
Product: isthmin-like
Exons: 5
Coding region: 546-1748 (400 amino acids)
Source: RefSeq, a predicted model, not a curated record
GUAACAAGGCCAGCGGUGCGUCAUCUCACCACGAUGUAGCACUUUUCAAUCCAUCUGCCGGGGUUUGUUUGAGGUGGCCGCGCUUCCUAACGGUCUGAAUGCAGGAGCAGGAAAUCCGAUGUGACCGUAAACACACCGGUGUAAGGGAACACCGUGUUCCUUCGUGCGCUGACCUGUGCACAUGCGGCUUCUCCGCCAUCCAGACGGGCGCAGUACGAACUCGCGAACGCCGGAUUUUUUAGCCAAGAUAUCUGUUUUCAGGAUGUGUUUGCAGGAUUUGUCCCUUCGCAGCCCAGUGUUGGAGAACUGUUGUGCAGUGCACAUUUAAUGCAGUGUGAAGCUUCGUCGGGUGCUGCCGCUCUUUGAUGCCGACCAUUCGGAAACUCAAACAACACCGACGUAAGCGGCGGCCGUGACAGUUAAAUACCGCAUUACCAUUCAGUCGUGCCUGGACCCUGCCCAUUCAACUGGACAUCGGCGGGACCAGACUACUCUCUCCAGGCCAACCACAUCAUCCUCGAGCUCCGAGCAGGGACACCCCCAGUAUGGGAGCCAACGACUGGGUUGUACGGGUGGUGGUGUGUUCCGCGGCGGUGGCAGGCCUGCUGGUCGCCGUGGGUUUGCGUCGGACUUACGGUCUCCCCGUGUCAGGCUCACAGACGCAGGAGACUGGCGUCGAAGAUCUGUACCGGAGAGACACCGGCUCAGUGUCUGCAGACAGGACGGAGUCGUCUGAAGACGACACAAAUCGAGCCCGGCGUUGCACGUGUCAGGAUACGUCAGGAACCGUUGCCAGGGAAACGCGCAGCGGACAUGAAAGGACGCAGGGCCAGGUUGUCGUUAACAAAAUUCUUGACUUGAACCUGACCAAUCAGGAUCCGAAUAUUGAGGUGACGAUAGAAGUCAUCACGGGUAAUGCCUCUAUGUCUGAGGACCUGGAGUUCAUAGAGGGUCUGUGGGAGAUAGAGGGGAACCAGGGAGACGGGGUGGGUCGGGAGGAUUCCGAGGAGGAGGAGGACACAGAUGGCGAGGAGGAGGAGGAAGAGUCUGAUGGGGACCAGGACGGGGAAGAGGAUGAGGAUGAAGAGGACAAUCAUCUUGACUACGAGGAUGACCUUGGAUAUAUACUUGGAUUACCAACACAAGCACCAGGUGCCGACUUACAGCCGACAGAAGCCGUGCAGAUCGGAGAGCGCCUGGCCCAGGAACAGGAGAGGUCUCCGUUCGAUAUGUCAGAUGUGGACAGCUGUGAGCAGUGGAUGAAGUGCCGCUCGGAGUUCCUGCUGGCCUACCUGUCCAAGUUGGACGACCUUCCCAGCUGCCCGUGCUUCUACCCGGUCAACCUGCCCUACAACAACCAGGUCUGGGACCCCAUCCACAACCGCAUCGUGCGCUGGGUGGACGCGUCCGGGCCCAGAGAGCGACUGGACGUGUACAAGCCUGGUGCACGGUACUGCAUACGGUCGUUGCUCAGUCGGGAGAGCACCAGCCUCGCCGCCCAGCAUUGCUGUUACGAUGGCGAGAUGAGACUGAUCACCAGAGGAAAGGCAGCUGGUACGCCAAAUCUCAUUAGCACUGAGAUCUCGCGAGAACUGCACUACAGGGUAGACAUCAUGCCCUGGAUCCUCUGUAAGGGGGACUGGACUCGUUAUAACCAAGUCAGGCCGCCCAACAAUGCGCAGGAGUGUCCCGACAAUCCUGACGACAAUGAGCUGUACAGACAAGUGGAGGAAGCCAAGAACUACUGAGCCUGAACAACACAUAUGAUGAAAAAGACCAAAGAAAGAACACAAUUAAACCAUGAUACACUGUAGCAUAUCCUACACCUUGUACAGGAUAUUGCACUGCCAGAAUGACGCGUCUGUGUACACCAGAACCCGUUAGGCUUGGAACGUCAUCUUUACAAUGGCUGGGAAAUAAACAGACUAGAAAUCACUUCGUUGGACGAAAGGCCAUGGACCUCACCAUUGCCUGUAUUCCACAGGGUUAUUUACAAUCGAACCAAAGGCAACAGUUCGUGCGAGGACACAGAUUAAUAAUCGGAAACAAACUUUGUUAUUUCUGGUACAACUCGUCAGUUCCACAGGUUGUGGCUGAUCAGCGGUGCGGUGAGUUAAAGAGUGCCGUCCAUGGCGGCUGGGUGAACACAGACGAUUCUCGUCUCUCAGCAGCUGUUGGAAGUGGUUCCUUCCGACAUACUUGUCAUGUUUCAGGGUGUUUGAAGUGUAACGGCAGGGAUGGCUUUUUUGGG